Messenger RNA from Etheostoma cragini (Arkansas darter), 1630 nucleotides. RefSeq names its product glucuronidase, beta (gene gusb). The transcript is spliced from 10 exons. The coding region runs from base 74 to 1630 and encodes 518 amino acids. Lineage: Eukaryota; Metazoa; Chordata; Actinopteri; Perciformes; Percidae. Gene Ontology annotation, molecular function: carbohydrate binding; beta-glucuronidase activity. The record is from RefSeq and is a predicted model, not a curated record. Gene Ontology annotation, biological process: carbohydrate metabolic process; glucuronoside catabolic process.
AACUAAAUCACGUGAGGGACUGAGCAAAGAGAACCCCACGAGAAAACGAGGACAUUAGUUGCUUUGGUUUAGGAUGCUCAUACCUGCGAGGUUCGAUGUGUUUCGUGUUUUGUGUCUCUUUGCUGUGUUUGAAGCGGUAUGUCUGCUGGACACCGGCAUGCUCUUCCCCCGGGAGUCUUCCUCCAGAGAGGUGAAGGAGCUGAACGGGCGGUGGGACUUCAGGGCGGACAAGUCCCCAAACAGGAACCAGGGCUUCGAGAAGGCUUGGUACAGAAGCCCCCUGGCGGAGACUGGCCCAGUGAUUGACAUGCCAGUUCCUGCCAGCUACAAUGACAUCACCCAGGACCCCACACUGAGAGAUUUCAUUGGUUGGGUGUGGUAUGAGCGAGAGGUGGUGGUGCCUGCCCGCUGGAUUGCUGAUGAAGGAAUAAGAGUGGUUCUCAGAGUGGGAAGUGCUCACUAUUAUUCAGUAGUGUGGGUGAACGGGGUGAAAGUGACAGAGCAUAACGGUGGCCAUCUUCCUUUUGAGGCUGAGAUAGGCAGUAUAAUCCGCAAGGACCCAAAUCAGCCAUGCAGGAUCACUAUCGCUGUCAACAACACUCUGACUCUGGACACUCUUCCUCCAGGAACUAUCCAGCACAUGGAUAACCACACCAAGUAUCCUGAUGGUUUUUUUGUGCAAAACAUCUACUUUGAUUUCUUCAACUAUGCUGGCAUACAUCGUUCUGUGUUGCUGUAUACUACUCCUAAGGCUUAUGUGGAUGACAUAACUGUGGUGACUGACUUCUUGGACAACACUGGUCUGGUCUACUACAAGGUGUCAGUCCAAGGUGCUACCACAGCCACCCUGAGUGUUACUUUGAUGGAAAAAAAUGGCCACUGUGUGGCGACUUCCAGCGGGCCAUCUGGAGUGCUCAAAGUAGUCGAUGUCAAUCUGUGGUGGCCGUACUUGAUGCAUGAGAAUCCAGCUUACCUUUACUCGAUGGAGGUUCGCUUAAUGGCAACCGAUGACAGAUCCACAUAUGAGGAUGUCUAUACUCUACCAGUCGGCAUCCGCACAGUCAACGUUACCAGCACACAGUUCCUCAUCAACAACAAGCCCUUCUAUUUCCAUGGAGUCAAUAAACAUGAGGACUCUGAUAUUCGAGGUAAAGGCUUCGACUGGCCCCUGAUUGUCAAGGACUUUAACCUGUUGAAGUGGUUGGGGGCCAACUCAUUUCGCACCAGCCACUACCCCUAUGCUGAGGAGAUCCUGCAGAUGUGUGAUCGCCAUGGCAUCGUGGUGAUAGAUGAGUGCCCAGGAGUGGGCAUUAAAGACAUUCGCAGUUUUGGAAACGCCUCCCUGACCCAUCACCUAGCUGUCAUGGACGAGCUUGUACUUCGGGACAAGAACCAUGCCUCUGUGGUCAUGUGGUCAGUAGCCAAUGAGCCGGCUGCAGAGAUGCCCCCUGCUGACUUCUAUUUCAAGACCUUGAUAAAGCAUACCAAAGCUCUGGAUCCAACCCGGCCUGUCACUUUUAUUACAGACAGUAACUAUGCCAGGGACAGAGGGAGAUCACACGAGUGGUGGGCAACAAGAAGGGGAUUUUCACCAGGGAAAGGCAGCCCAAAGCAGCAGCAUUCAUCCUGA